CAGAUUGAACGUGUCGGCUGCCUAUACUGGAGCAGGGCAGUAACAUCCUCGUUCCACACUCAAAGCUACAUCCUCUCGAUUAAAGAGGCAAGCUAUCAGUAGAGAUGGUCAACUCACGCCCCCACAGACUCUACGCAAAGGGCCGGGUUCUCGGAUUCCGUCGCUCCAAGCGCAACGUGAAGGAGCACACCUCUCUCCUCCAGAUCGAGGGUGUCCGCAGCACCGAGGACACUGACUUCUACCUCGGCAAGCGUGUUGCCUACGUAUACAAAGCCAAGCGGGUCAUUGAUGGCAGUCGGAUUCGUGUCAUUUGGGGGCGUGUCACCCGCUCGCACGGAACGUCUGGUGUUGUGAGGGCCAAGUUCAGGUCCAACCUUCCUCCUCGUAGCUUCGGUGCCAGUGUCAGGAUUAUGUUGUACCCAUCCCGCGUGUAAGCGCUUCUCGAAUAGUCGUAUUCACAGUCGAUGUAACACGUGUGUGGUGUAUAAUAUAUGGCCUUGAGGGGA
Molecule: messenger RNA, 506 nt
Organism: Spizellomyces punctatus DAOM BR117
Lineage: Eukaryota; Fungi; Chytridiomycota; Chytridiomycetes; Spizellomycetales; Spizellomycetaceae
Exons: 3
Coding region: 105-434 (109 amino acids)
Biological process (GO): cytoplasmic translation; ribosomal large subunit biogenesis
Cellular component (GO): cytosolic large ribosomal subunit; ribosome
Molecular function (GO): structural constituent of ribosome
Source: RefSeq, a predicted model, not a curated record